GUACAAUGGCUCUCUUCCAAGCGGAGACCGUGGGCGCAGAAAGAGCCGCUUCGCUCUGUACCGAAGGGCCAAGGCCAACGGAGUCAAACCCAGCGCUGUGCACAUCCUCAACACACCACAGGACAGCAAGGCGGUCCACAGCAGGGGGCAGCACAGCAUCUCUUUCACUCUGUCCCGCAACCAGACAGUGGUGGUGGAGUACUGCCAUGACAACAACACAGACAUGUUCCAGAUUGGACGCUCCACAGAAAGUCCCAUUGACUUUGUGGUGACAGACACCUCCGGAGGGGGGAAGGAGGGGGAGGACCCCUCCAUUGCUCCCAGCACCAUCUCACGUUUUGCCUGCAGAGUGGUGUGUGAACGCAACCCACCAUACACUGCACGCAUCUACGCCGCUGGCUUUGAUUCCUCCAAAAAUAUCUUCUUAGGGGAGAAAGCAACCAAAUGGAAAAACCCUGAUGGGCACAUGGACGGCCUGACCACCAAUGGGGUGCUAGUGAUGCACCCGGAGGGGUUCCCAGAGGACCCCAAGCAGGGUCUGUGGAGGGAGAUCUCAGUCUGUGGAGACGUCUAUGCCCUGCGGGAGACGCGCUCUGGGCCCAGCCGGGGCAAACUGGCAGAGGGUGAGAGCAGUGCGCUACGUGAUGGUUCCCUGGUUGACCUGUGUGGUGCCACCCUGCUGUGGCGUACAGGUGAGGGGCUGAUGCGUGCUCCCACCCUGCGUCACCUGGAAGCACUUCGCCAGGAGCUCAAUGCGUCCCGGCCCCAGUGUCCUGUAGGCCUCAGCACGCUGGCCUUUCCCAGCCUGCCACGCAGCCACAGCCUUGAAGAGCGUCAGCCCUGGGUCUACCUCACUUGCGGCCAUGUCCACGGACGCCACGACUGGGGACAGAGAUCCGAGGGAGUGGAGGAGCCGGGAGAGAGCGACGGUUCCACGGCCCGCCGAGAAUGUCCCCUGUGCAGGAGCGUGGGUCCAUACGUGCCCCUGUGGCUGGGCUGUGAGCCUGCUGUGUACGUGGACGCUGGAGCUCCCACUCACGGUUUUGUGCCGUGCGGCCACGUCUCCUCAGAGAGGACUGCAAGAUACUGGGCUGAGACCCCACUCCCCCACGGGACGCACGCCUUUAGACCCAUCUGCCCCUUCUGCUCCACUGCCCUCAGCUCCCCCGGCUGGACGCGGCUCAUCUUCCAGGGCCCCAUCGACUAGUCACCACUCCUCAGCAACCACUAUCACAGUAACAGAAAGAUGCCUUAGCUUCAUUCACGAAUGCAAAUGUUAAUCAGUGUUAAGUAGGGAUAGGUAAUGUAUGUGUUAAGCGUGUGUGUUCUACACUCAGGCCACGCAUUCUGUGUGUAUAACAAACACUGUCAAAUUGUUGUUUCUGAAUGUAGCUCAAGGCUAAAUAAUCCUUCCCCUUGUUUAUCCUUCGAUGCAUGUCGAUCUGGAGAAUAGGUGAAACAAAUUCACUCUAAACUCUACACGGUGUCCAGUCUUCCAUCAUGAAGAAUUCUGCUGUUUUUCAUUCCAGCCAAAUUCUACAUGAGCUGAUUUCACUGACGUCCCAACAUGAGAAGCUCCUCAUAAGUAAAAUCUUAAAAUCUUAAACGAUGCUGCUUGACCUUUUGCAAACAAUUAUUUUCACGCCACUAAUUAUAUACUAUGUCAUACAAAACAAACAGAUCACUUUCCAUCUGUUUCAGAAGCCAUGUAUGAAAUGACAAAUAGCUCUUUGCACAUAAGAAAGGAAUCGCCUUUUUCCUUAGCUGACCGUGUCGUACACGUCCGCAGCGUCCGUGUGUCCUUAAACUUGGUGAAACGCCACCUCUUGCACUUCUCGGCCGGAUAUCUGGCUGCCUCUUUAUUUCCAAAACAUGUUACUGUAAUUGUUGUGAACUGCUGCCACUCAAUAAUUGUUUUUUUCUUUAUUAGCUGUGGUAGCACUUUGAUCGCCAAAUAAAGCCCAUCUGGCUUCAGCUCCUGCAACAAAAAACCCCCACCAUCACCUUUCACUAACUACUUAUGGUAAAUGUGGGACGUUACAAGAUGAGACCAGAGGCUUGUGCUUCUAUUCAACAUUUCCUAGUUAGUCAUCAAGGGAAAUGUAUUAGUCAUAGUUAAAAUCAGGAUGUUCAUAUUCAUCAUCUUUUGCCUUCAUGUAUCAUUUUAGUGUGAAAUCUAUGCAGAGAGACCCCAUAAUUUAUCCCCUUGUGUAAUAUUAGGUUGGAAUGAAAACCUGCAGACUCUCUGAUGAACUCUGGAGCACUGGAAGGAAACACUACACGCUGUAUGAUCACACCACGCAAAAAAUAUUCACCUGUUAUAAGGCCAGAUUGUAUCUGAUAAACAUGACGAUGAUAAACAAGGGCUGGGAAUGAAACUGGGUAAAAUCCACUUCAUAACUCUCUACAGCAAUAAUAGCACUCCCAUAGAUAAGCUAGAUGUUGUGCUAUGUUUAGCCAAGUGUCACGUCAGCAGUUCCUUCAAACAUGGCUGAAAUGGUUUUCCGGGUUAAGGGCUCAACCAGAGGCGUGUUCAAUGCGAUGAUUUAUUUGAUUUCCAAAUGAGGUUUUAGACCAGUGAUGUGAAGUAUGUGUGAUGUAACCAAAGCACUAGAAUUUAAAGAUGAGUAACUGAAUCAGCGAUGAAAUAUACCGGACUUACGAUUUAUGUAAAUGCUCAUUUUCAGAUGCAUUAGACAGAAAUUAGCAUGUUUAGGCUGCAGAAGAACACAGCAGACCUCACGAUAAGAACAUACUGUGUUGCUACUGUUGUGUUACCUUGAACACACUUCUGGUUACUGAAUUAUGCUAAACAGGGUCCAUGUUAGGAUGAUGGAGUGUCAAAAAGGUUUGACCUUGUGUAACCUCAAAAGAUAACCUUUUCCUUUUUGUUUCAAAGAAGACUAUUUUGUUAGUAAAUGGGGAGGGGUUUAUUUGGGGAAGCGGGAGGAAUUCUUUUAGAUGUUCAGUGUUAAAAAAAAAAAAAAAAAACUACUAUUUUUCUAACUUAAAAUUGGUUUUAGUUCACUGUUGUUACUCAGUGUAAGCAAGUUCUGUAUGUUUCUGAAUAUUAUCGUGUGGUAGAUCUAGGAGAGCUUGUGAGUGAGAAAACAUUGCCAACACUGUGUCCAACAAACACACACUUAACACACUGCUACCGUAACAAAACACAUUGCCCAGACAAUGAAUGUAGCCAAAUACUCAGGCUAUAUUAAGCCUUCCCUGGUGCUCAUAUUGAAUGGUCUAUAUUGUGAUACUAUUUUUGUAACCGAAUAUUAUGGUGUAGCUUGGUGAACUAACUCGAAAAAGUCAGAUAAUUUCAAUACUAGCCUCAAGUGUGGAAGACGUAUAAUUGAUAACACACGCUCACAUGGAAAUUGUGUCUAGCUUGCAUGUGCUAAACGUACACAUACAGUAUGUACACUACACGUACACUUACUCGAGAAACUUUGCACGGUUGAUUGCCAACCUGUUACUCAUGCCGAGAGCGUUUUGUCGCAGGCCAAGAUGUCUUCCGAGUCUUCAGCUGUUAACAACGCUGCAUUUGUUUAAGUUUGGUUGAUUUUUUGGAAGACCUCUCCAAAAGAAGAAGAAAAAAAAAUAGAGAGCCUAAAAAAAGAAAAUCCUCAUACUUGAUAGAUUGCGUGACGUUUGUGAAUGAGACCUAUCGAAUCCCACUUUGUACUACUAUGCUAAUAUUUUCCACCAAAUAAUCACACAGCGACACUUGUUUCCAUUUUGUAUUUAGACUGAUCAUAGAACAUUUCUAUUGAAAGUAGGCCUGCUGCUUUCCAAAAAAAAAAAAA
Morone saxatilis (striped sea-bass) is the source of this 3806-nucleotide messenger RNA. Its product is annotated as E3 ubiquitin-protein ligase pellino homolog 2. Gene Ontology annotation, biological process: protein polyubiquitination; regulation of Toll signaling pathway. Lineage: Eukaryota; Metazoa; Chordata; Actinopteri; Moronidae. The record is from RefSeq and is a predicted model, not a curated record. Gene Ontology annotation, molecular function: protein binding; ubiquitin protein ligase activity.